Molecule: messenger RNA, 225 nt
Organism: Dibothriocephalus latus
Lineage: Eukaryota; Metazoa; Platyhelminthes; Cestoda; Diphyllobothriidea; Diphyllobothriidae
Source: the annotation of a GenBank genome assembly
AUGAUGUGCUUGGACGGCAAGUGCGUCUGUCGGGAGAGCUGUCCGAAGUCGAAUCUGGACCACGAGGUCUGCGGCACAGACGGUCGCCUCUAUCCCAGCGUCUGUGAACUGCGGAGACAGGCCUGCUUGCAGAAGACUACCAUAAAGAUUGACAGCUCCGGUUUUGUGUGUCGGAAGAGUCCUCUGGCGAGGAACCGGACGAUCGAAUUCCAAUCAGGUCAGUAG